Symbiodinium natans is the source of this 2727-nucleotide messenger RNA. NCBI's taxonomy places the organism in Eukaryota, Dinophyceae, Suessiales, Symbiodiniaceae. The record is from the annotation of a GenBank genome assembly.
AUGGGAGAGCGUAGCGAUGCCGACGAAGAGGACAUCGCGGAGUUUAUUUCGCGCUCCCACAUCGAUGAAGCUGCAGCUGCAGCGCUGAAGUCCCUGCCAGUGGAUCAGCAGCUGGAGGUCAUUGCUGGGAGUAUCACACGCGCCGCCAACCCCUCUGCCGUCCUGCUUUCACGGAUCAAGCGGGUGAAGUUAGGGAUGCGGAAUCGUAAGCGUCCACACUCACCAGCUGGAGACGUUAUGCCUCCAGUGCCACCACCUUGCGAUGCUGACCACAACUCUGCUGUAGAACAGUUUUUGGAGCACCACGGAAUAAAUGCUGAAGCUUGCCAGUCUUUGUGGGAGCUGUCGCCUGCACUGCAAAGGCUGGUAAUUCUGGAGCCACUACCAGAAUCCGCAAAUGCUUAUGAUGCGCUGCUGGAGCGCAUCACCGAAGUUCUGGCAGCUUCACCACCAGAAGAGGCCGCAGCAGCACCAGAUUCGGAUGCUGUCACGGACUUCCUCAAAAACAACAACAUCAGUGGCGAAGUUGAGAGCAUCCUACGCAAGCUGCCGGAGGAGCAGCAAAAUGCUGUGGUUGCCACGCCGCUCACCGGGGCCCAAAAGCCUUCGGCUGUCUUGUUGUCUCGCAUCAACCGCAUCAAGUCAGGCCAUGGAGUCAGUGACCUGGACCUUUUCUUGCAGACUUAUCCGUUCGACGGCGAUGCCCGCCGCAGCUUCCUGGAACUGAGGGCUGACCAGCAGCGUCAGCUCAUGAAUGAAGAUUUCUCGAUGUGUAGGAACCCGAGCGCCUACCUCAUGUCCCGCGUGCGAUACAUUAAAGAUACGGAGGCCCAAGUCCAAGAGCGCAAGGGGAGGGCAUGGCCUAGCCCACCUCCCCAACCACCCCCACCACAGCCGCCACAGCCACCACAGCCGCCACCUCCACCUCCACCACCGUCAGGCAACGACAUCCUUGAAACCUUCUUGAGCCGGCACGGAAUCGAUGCAGGGGGUCGAGAAGCUCUGCGGCAGCUCCCGGCCGAGCUACAGCUUGCAGUGCUUGCGCACGAUCACGACAUUGGCGAAGGAGGUCGGAAUCCAUCUCAGCACCUGGUCUCGCUGAUUGGGAUGGCUUGGGCUGGCACUUUGAAGCCACCGCAGGCAUCGGAUCAUGAGGCACAUGAGGCCUUUUUGGGCAGAAGUGGAAUCGAUGACGCUGCGAGACAAGCCUUCUUCGAGCUUCCAACAAAUUUGCAAAAGGUAGUGAUUGACGAAGGCCCGAUUCUUCACUGCUGGAAUCCUUCUGCUGUGCUGCACUCCCGGAUUGGGCGAGCUCGGGCGAUGUGGAAAAGUGAGGCCUUCACAAAGCCGCCUCCUCAAAUGGCACCUCGCGGCCUGCUGCCCGUCCCGCUUGUGAAGCACCCACCUCUUCAGGCACUUGAAGCCGGACCUGUGGUGUGCUCCCCAAUUCCGCCCAUCAGGUCUCCAUUUUCAGGAGCCCCUCCUGACGGUCCAAACUUGACUCCAAACCUUUUAGGGGGGUGCCUGGCUGGAUCGACUGGGGCACUCACGGAUUCUGCGAUUCCAAGACCAUUUGCCAAAGGGCACAGUGACCUCGGCGAUGUGAGGGACGCAAAGAAGCGAAAAGCUGAUGAUGAGGAUGGGCAGCUGGAUUUGGCGGUGGAGGGUUUCCUCCGGCUCAAUGGCAUCGAUGGCAAAUCCUGUCGUGCUAUGCGACGACUGCCGCGGCCUGAGCAGCGAGCGCUGAUCGGAAUGGAUCUGCGGCAUCGCCGCAAUCCAUCUGCAGCUCUGUGGAUGCAGAUCCAGAAGAUGCGGGAGGAGAGCAAAGAAGAGAGCAGAGAGGACGGAAACGAUCGAAGCGAUCCUUGGCCGCCUGGAGGCCCCCAACCGACACGGGCAGCCCCCUUCGCCAAGUUGCCACCGCCUCCGCCACCUCCACCCGCCAAGCCACCGGCAAAGGCAAAGGAGAAUGGACCUGUGGCACUCUCACAAGCGGUGAAACUUGAGUCGCUUGAGCAGGGCAAGCCAAAUCAUGAACCUAAAGAAGGCGGCGCUGUGGCUUUUGUGUUGUUCCGUCACGGUGGCGGCGCCAGUGUUCCAGAAUUUGUCGAAGUGCUCGAUCACCUGCACGCGCUGACGUGCGGCAGAGCAUCGUCCUCGGACAUCCUGAUAAAGGUUCAGCAUGCCUCUAAGAAGCAUGCUGAGUUUCGAGUCGAACAUGGGCCAAACGGAGAAGCUCUGCUCAUGUUUUGCGACCUUUCCUCGAACGGGACAUGGCUCAAUGGAGACAGGCUCCCAUCGGGUCGCUUGACGCGACUACUUUCUGGCGAUAUUAUCUUCUUCAUGCCGCCGGGCAGCAGUGACGAUGUCCCUGCAUUGCAAGUCGAGGAGCAGCAGACCAAGAGCCAGGAGGAGAGCCUUGCUGCUCUCUGCAAACGGGAAGCGCCCCCAUCCCAGCAAGAAGUACCGCAGCUGUCGGCCACACCCGCCCAAACUGGGCUCGAAGUCUCUGACUGGAUCCACAGCAUUGGCAGCGGAGGGAAGCUUUGCAAUAGACUGAUUUCGGAAAUCGAGAGCUCCUACGAUCACAUUCGACAGAUCAUCGACAACUACAGUGAAAACAUUGGUGACUUCCUAGACGUGCAUUGCGUCAACGAUCGCGAAGAAGCAGAAGUGCUUUCUGCUGCUUUGCGGGCUUUAUGCUCGUGGGAAAAGAGGGUGCCCUGA